Messenger RNA from Lolium perenne, 1390 nucleotides. Its product is annotated as diphosphomevalonate decarboxylase MVD1, peroxisomal. Gene Ontology annotation, cellular component: cytosol. Gene Ontology annotation, molecular function: diphosphomevalonate decarboxylase activity. NCBI's taxonomy places the organism in Eukaryota, Viridiplantae, Streptophyta, Magnoliopsida, Poales, Poaceae. The record is from RefSeq and is a predicted model, not a curated record. Gene Ontology annotation, biological process: isoprenoid biosynthetic process; isopentenyl diphosphate biosynthetic process, mevalonate pathway.
CGCCCGCCCUCCCUCCACACCGGCGAAUCACCCAUGGCGGUGGCGGCGGAGCCGCAGUGGGUGCUGAUGGCCACGGGCCGCUCCCCGACCAACAUCGCCGUCAUCAAGUACUGGGGCAAGCGGGACGAGGCGCUCAUCCUCCCCGUCAACGACAGCAUCAGCGUCACCCUCGACCCCGACCACCUCUCCGCCACCACCACCGUCGCCGCCAGCCCCGCAUUCCCCUCCGACCGCAUGUGGCUCAACGGCAAGGAGAUCGAGUUAUCGGGUGGGAGGUUUCAGAGCUGCCUCAGGGAGAUCAGGAAGCGGGCCCGUGACGUCGAGGACAAGAAAAAGGGGAUCAAGAUCAAGAAAGAGGACUGGGAGAAGCUGCACGUCCACAUUGCGUCCUACAACAACUUCCCAACCGCUGCUGGUUUGGCCUCUUCGGCUGCUGGCUUUGCUUGUCUUGUUUUCACCCUCGGUAAGCUAAUGAACGUGAAUGAAGAUUAUGGAGAACUUUCUUCAAUAGCAAGGCAGGGGUCUGGAAGUGCUUGUCGCAGUAUAUAUGGUGGAUUUGUGAAAUGGUGUAUGGGAAAAAAUGACAAUGGAAGUGAUAGUAUGGCAGUACAAGUUGUUGAUGAGUCGCAUUGGGACGAACUUGUUAUAAUCAUAGCAGUGGUCAGUUCAAAGCAGAAGGAAACCAGUAGCACCAGUGGGAUGCGAGACAGUGUCGAAACAAGCCCCCUAUUGCAGUACAGGGCCCAGACUGUAGUGCCAGGUCGGAUAUUGAAAAUGGAAGAGGCUAUCAAGAAUCGUGAUUUUGAAUCCUUUGCGAGGUUAACUUGCGCAGAUAGCAACCAGUUCCAUGCUGUAUGUUUGGACACUAGCCCGCCCAUCUUCUAUAUGAAUGAUACAUCACACAGGAUAAUUAGCCUUGUGGAAAAGUGGAACCACGCAGAAGGAACCCCACAGGUUGCCUACACCUUUGAUGCUGGGCCUAACGCUGUCCUAAUAGCACGGAACCGCAAAACGGCUACCCUUCUCCUCCAGAGGCUCCUAUACUGCUUCCCUCCUCAAGAUAAUGACUUGGACAGCUAUAUGCUCGGCGACAAAUCGAUCCUAAGUGACGCGGGACUGCAGUCCGUAGCCGACAUCGAGGCCCUUCCAGCGCCUCCGGAGAUGAAGAUGCCGAACCAAAAGUUCAAAGGCGAUGUAAGCUACUUUAUCUGCAGCAGGCCUGGGGCUGGCCCCAAAGUUCUCGCUGAUGAGAGCCACGCAUUGAUCGAUUCAGCCACAGGACUGGCAAAAGGAGUGUAAUUUUAGAUGAUUAUUUGUUCAAUGUUGUAAGUUUAUGUAAUAUUGGCUCAUGUGUUUGGCAUUAAUGUAAAGACUUCACGUUUCUUGUACA